Molecule: messenger RNA, 394 nt
Organism: Caretta caretta (loggerhead turtle)
Lineage: Eukaryota; Metazoa; Chordata; Testudines; Cheloniidae
Source: RefSeq, a predicted model, not a curated record
CCAGGUCUCUAGACAAACUCUAUAACUUCGCCGACUGCUCUGGCCUCCACCUGAUCUUUGCGCUGAAUGCCCUGCGCCGAAAUCCAAAUAACUCCUGGAACAGCUCCAAUGCGCUCAGCCUGCUGAAGUACAGUGCCAGCAAGAAAUACAACAUCUCCUGGGAGCUAGGCAACGAACCCAACAACUAUCGGACAUUGACUGGCCGUACCGUGAAUGGCAGUCAGCUGGGGAAGGACUAUAUCCAGCUGAAGAGCCUGCUGCAGCUUAUCCGCACCUACACCAGAGCCAGCCUCUAUGGGCCCAACAUUGGGCGGCCCAGAAAGAACGUCAUCGCUCUCCUGGAGGGGUUCAUGAAGGUGGCUGGCCGCACAGUGGAUGCUGUUACCUGGCAACA